CUUUACAGUUCUUACUGAAGCCACUGGACAGCUGUUGGACUACAAUCAUGAAACUGCUUCAAGACUACGAGGACACAAAGGCGACAAGAAAGAGUCUCAAACCUCAGGUGGAGAGACGUCGAAGGGAGAGAAUGAACCGCAGCCUGGAGAGUCUGAAGACUCUUCUGCUCCAGAAACAGGAGGAGACUCAACGCAGAGUGGAGAAAGCUGAGAUUCUCGAGCACACAGUUCUCUUCCUCCAGAAAACCGUCAAAGGAGACACGACAGGAGGAGGUGGUGGAGGAGGAGGAGGGGGAGGAGAGAAGCAGUCUUACCAAGACGGCUUCUCCACCUGCCUUCAGAGAGCAGCUCAGUUCCUGGGACCUCAGGGAAGAGGAUUGUGGGUCGGUGCAGCGCUGGACGCGUCUUUUGCGUCUCGUUUCCCCCGCUCACAUCCACAGACGCCGUCCCCCACCAGCCCUCUCCUCCUCAGAAAGUCCUCCAGAUCGAUGCUACAGCUGCUGAUGAACAGAUCCGGACACAGACUGUGCGCACAGACAGCGACACUCAGCUGUGUGCAGAACAGUGGCGCAGAGGUCCAUCCGUCUCCAUCAUCUCCGCAACAACAACAGCCUCCUCACAGACUGGUCAGCCAGUCGCUGUGGAGACCGUGGCCCUGAUCACAUCCUUUAAUUGACUCUGGCACGCUGAUUCACCCUCACACAGCAGCGUGUGUUGUUUCCAAAGACAUUUAUUUCAGUGCAAUGUAUCGAACAUGUGACAAAUCUGUAGAUACUGUAAACUAAGUGCUGCUAUCGUGCCCGCGCGGGCCAACACGUGACGUCUGUCUCCAAUCUUUCUGAUGUAUUUUGCACCUUAA
Molecule: messenger RNA, 859 nt
Organism: Solea senegalensis (Senegalese sole)
Lineage: Eukaryota; Metazoa; Chordata; Actinopteri; Pleuronectiformes; Soleidae
Product: transcription factor HES-7-like
Exons: 3
Coding region: 48-659 (203 amino acids)
Biological process (GO): regulation of transcription by RNA polymerase II; regulation of neurogenesis; anterior/posterior pattern specification
Cellular component (GO): nucleus
Molecular function (GO): DNA-binding transcription factor activity, RNA polymerase II-specific; RNA polymerase II cis-regulatory region sequence-specific DNA binding; protein dimerization activity
Source: RefSeq, a predicted model, not a curated record